Messenger RNA from Adineta steineri, 1599 nucleotides. NCBI's taxonomy places the organism in Eukaryota, Metazoa, Rotifera, Eurotatoria, Adinetida, Adinetidae. The record is from the annotation of a GenBank genome assembly.
AUGACUAUUUUCUUUUCAGCAUUGAUCAAAACAGCUUCGGUUGUUUCGCACAAUUGCGUGUCUACAGAUGUAGAAACAAUCAAUGGCUCACUUGUUAUUUCUAAUGCGGAUUUGACAUUAUUGACAGCACACAAGGAUUCUUUUGAAUCGUGUUUUGCCAACCAGUUACAAGCAUCGUCACCUUCGAAUAAUAAAGCAACAUGGAAGGUGCAAGGAAUUGAACAUUUAGGCAAUGACGAAUGUCAAGUAUCAUACACAUGUGCAGGAGUUGGUGAUCAAUCUACAGCUCUAACCUGUUUGAAAGCAACACCAAAUGCUGAUGAAUUCAAAACUAUUCUUGGAAAGUGCUCGCAUUCUUCUGAUGCAAAAGCUGGUGCAGGUAAAAAUGCUGGUGUUAAUGGUGGAUCGGACGCUGAUCAUCAAGCUGCAGGUGACAAUAAGCGAAUAAUAAUUGGUGGUUUGAUACCCGUAGUUACUUCUCAUACAUGUUCAUCUACAGAUUCAGACACAAUCAAUGGCUGCUUCAAUAUUUCCCAUGCAGAUUUAGCAUCACUAAAAGAACAACAGGCGUCUUUCGAAUCAUGUUUUACCAAGCAGUUACAAUCAUCGUCACCUUCAAAUAAUAAAGCAACGUGGAAGGUACAAGGAAUUGAACAUUUAGCCAAUGAUGACUGUCAAGUAUCGUACACAUGUACAGGAGCUGGUGAUCAACCUUCAGCUUUAACUUGUUUGAAAGCAACACCAGAUGCUGACGAGUUCAAAACCAUCCUUGGAAAGUGCUCUCAUUCUUCUGGUGCAAAAGCUGGUGCAGGUGACAAUAAGCGAAUAAUAAUUGGUGGUUUAAAACCAGCAGUCACCUCUCACACAUGCUCGUCUACAGAUUCAGACACAAUCAAUGGCUGCUUCAAUAUUUCCCAUGCAGAUUUAGCAUCACUAAACGAACAAAAGGAGUCUUUGGAAUCGUGUUUUACCAAACAGUUGCAGUCAUCAUCACCUUCGAAUAAUAAAGCAACAUGGAAGGUGCAAGGAAUCCAGCAUUUAGACAAUCAUACCUGUCAAGUAUCAUACACAUGCACAGGAGCUGGUGAUCAGCCUUCAGCUUUAACUUGUUUGAAAGCAACACCAGAUGCUGAUGAAUUUAAAACUAUUCUUGGAAAGUGCUCUCAUUCUUCUGGUGCAAAAGCUGGUGCAGGUAAAAAUGCUGGUGUUAGUGGCGGAUCGGACGGUAAUAACAAACGAAUAAUAAUUGGUGGUUUAAAACCAGCAGUCACCUCUCAUACAUGCUCAUCUUCGGAUUCAGACACAAUCAAUGGCUGCUUCAAUAUUUCCAAUGUAGAUUUGACAUUAUUGACAGCACAAAAGGACUCUUUUGAAUCAUGUUUUACCAAGCAGUUACAAACAUCGUCACCCUCGAAUAAUAAAGCAACAUGGAAAGUGCAAGGAAUCGAACAUUUAGCCAAUGACGAAUGCCAAGUAUCAUACACAUGCACAGGAGCUGGUGAUCAACCUACAGCUCUAACUUGCCUGAAAGCAACACCAGAUGCUGAUGACUUCAAAACCAUUCUUGGAAAGUGUUCACACUCCAAAGGUGGCGAGUAA